UUCAGUUAUGGCCGUCAGUCAGUUGGUAAAGAAGUUUACUGUUGUUGCUUAAGCUUAACAAAAAAUAUAAGUUUCUUAAAUUUCGUGGUAGAGUGUUAAAUAACAAAUUGAAAACAAUUUUCGUGCAAGAGUGAAUGGAAGUUGGCUAGAUAUAUCACAAUAAUUUUCGUGGAAUGUUUUUGUGCCUUCAACAGUAAUAGGAUCAGAGUAGUGAUCACAGUUUAAUAUUGGAUUAUAGUUGCUGUUUACACAUACAUACAUUGCCCAAAUUUUGCUCAGUGUAAAGUAUAGAUGAGACGCCGGUAGAGUCCGGUAUACGGCGAGUUACGCCACGCUGCGCUUAUUGUAUACUUGCUGGUCAGCCUCCGGACGAGUGACCCGUUCACCUGACACGUUCAGUUAUUUCCGUCAGCUGAGUCGAGCCGAGACGCUUCAAUUGCUGUCUAUUCAUCUAGUCACUGGUGCAACGACCUUGCAUCACGAUUCAUGGGACAUUCACAUGUAAGAUGUACUAGAGGGGCGGUGUGUGAGUGUCGCACCGCCAUGUCGCACCACAGCGACGAACAAGCGCUGCUAUCAGUUACCUCUGACUCGUUCUGGGAGCCUGGUAACUACAAACGGACCACCAAGCGAGUGGACGAUGGACACCGGCUCUGCAGUGAACUGCAAGGCCUGGUGCAGGAGCGAGCUGAAAUAGAGAAGACUUACGCCAAAAGCCUUCGAGGCUGGGCGAAGAAAUGGAAUGACCUUAUUGAAAAAGGACCGGAGUAUGGGACGAUGGAGGCGGCGUGGAAGGGUGGUAUGGUGGAAGCCGAACGGCUGUCAGACCUCCACCUCAGCGUGAGGGACCGGCUCGUCAACGACGUCAUGGCACAGAUCAAGAACUGGCAAAAGGACACGUAUCACAAGUCAAUGAUUCAGCUUAAAGAACGGAAAGAAAUGGACGAGGCAUUCAAAAAAGCACAGAAACCUUGGGCGAAAUUCUUGCAAAAGGUAGAGAGGGCGCGGAUGGAGUACCACACGGCGUGCAAACAGGAGAGAACAGCGCAGAACCAAGAGAGAAAUGCUAGUGGCGACAGCUCUUUGAGUCCUGACCAGAUUAAGAAAAUGGCGGAACGUGUGACAAAAUGUCGUGAUGACGUCGCGAAAAAUCGUGAUAAGUACCAGGCUGCAUUGGCUGAGAUUACGGCCUACAAUCCCCGUUACAUUGAAGAUAUGACAGGCGUCUUUGACCGCUGUCAGCAGAUGGAGGCCCAACGACUUGUAUUCUUCAAGGAUGUGUUGUUUAGCUUCCAUAAGUGUUUGAACAUUAGCCAGGAACCCAUAUUACCACAAAUAUACGAAGAAUUCCACCAUACGAUCAAUAAUGCUGACCACCAAAAGGACCUCAAAUGGUGGGCGAACAACCAUGGCAUCAAUAUGGCCAUGGCGUGGCCACAGUUCGAGGAAUACACGGAGGAGUUCCGGGACAUCGCCAAGGGCAAGUCGAAGGAGAGCCUGCCCACCGGACCGAUCACCUUACUCAACCAGCGCCCCGUCAGCGAAGACGAACUCCCGCCAAUAACAAACAACAAAGUGAAGGCGAAUCACACGGAGCCUGUAGUACAAGUGAAUAACGCGCCGUCACAGAACAGCACAGCUAAUAAUACCAUAGACAAGAAAUCUAUCAGCGCACCAAUCGCAGUCACGAACGGUACAGCAUCAGCGCCAAAAUCCAAUAAGACGUCGCCCGUGAAGGAGCCGAGUCGGCAAGAUAAUCCAUUCGAAGAAGAAGAGUGGGAGGAAGAGUCAGGAGGUGCUUUGACGGAUACGGGUGAACCGGGCGUGCCCGUGCGAGCUUUGUAUGACUACACUGGCGCUGAGAGUGACGAACUUAGCUUCCGGCAAGGUGACUUAUUCGAGAAACUAGAAGAUGAAGAUGAACAGGGAUGGUGCAAGGGCCGAAAGGAUGGCCGAGUGGGGCUCUACCCCGCCAACUACGUGGAGCCAGUGGGGCAUUAACGCUCUAUUUCCCCUUGCCCCAACUGCGCAACAUAUAUACUUGUGAAAAUGCCGCGAAUUGUUUAAGACAUUGAAGGAGGUCAUUGUAAUAUAUCUUUAAGUUAAAAAAAUAAAUCGUUUGAAAUUACAUUUUUAAAUAAAUAUUUAGUUGUUAAACAGUUUUGGUUAUUACAAUUGUAAUAAGAUUGAUUACAAAAGUCAAAUUUCGUGGCAUUUUCGCGAGUCUAAAUUUGGACGUAAUGUGAAGACGUCACUCGACUUUGUAAAAUGACGUAACCGACUCUUUGUAUUGUGGAUUAAAGUUUAUAUUUACUAUUCAAUACUUAACGAAGCGUUGUAAAUUAGUAAAUUAUAUUUAAAAUUAGCGGAAAUAGCAAAGGUCACUGUUACGUUGUACAAUUGACGAUUUAUCGACUUUAGAAAUUCUUUGAAUAGAGACGAGCGUUUGGGAAUUACAUUCAAAGUCUCCUACGCCUUGACGAUUCAAUGUGAAUCAAAUAUGAUGAACCGGUCUUAAUGCUGAAGGUGGGUAAAAUCCGAGUUUUUAACAACUGCAUAUCAAACAAUUAAUGGCAGAUUUUUAGAAUUAUAUUUUAGAAAUUAAAAAGAAUUACAAUUUCUUAGUUCCGUGUAAACUCAAAUCUCAAUGAAGUACCGUUGAGUUAACAUAAAUUACAAAUCAUUUGUAUGAAAAUUUUAAUAUCUGACAACGCGUAAGCAAGCUUUAUAAGCGAUAUAAAUAAUUGUAAAAAUGUUGCCAAUAAACUGAAUUUGAAAGAAAAGGGAAAACGAAAAUGAAGUUCAAUAAAAAAUUAUGUGGUGAAGGCGUAUGAGAAUUUGAUUUUAAUUAAAAAUCCAAUCGAGUUGGGUGUAGAAUCAAUGCAAGUAUUGAAUUACGACUUUUAUAAGGUAUUAAUGGCUCUAAACUGGCUUAACGAGUGAUAUACGCGUGUGUUUUGACGUCGUUUUAACCGCGAUUUUUUAAAGCUUUUAACGUGCACCUAAACGUUUUACUCCUGAACUUUAUACGGAGUUCGAACGGCCAAGGUUAUUUUUCGAGGUUAUGUACACGGAAACCAAAAAUUUUAAAUUGUAGAGCGGGUUUAAGGGUUUGAAGACGGCCUCUCGGCGCUUCGGUUUAGAGAAAUGAUCGGUCCGACCGACGACUUGAAGCCAAAAAUGUACGCUAACGCAUAGUUCUGUACAUGUCUCGUAGUGUAUUUAUUUCCUGUAUAUAAAAGUAUUUACGAAGCGAAGGGAGCCUUUAGAUGUAAUUUAUUAAUGUUUUCCUUUCAUUUUAUACCUCGUUUUAUUGUUGUAUCGUAAAGUAGCAACGAGUCACUAGUUGAGGCGGCGUAUGACUUGACGCGCGGUCGUAGUUUUAUUGUUUUGUUAUAGGUUCAGAGACCACUGAGAAAUUCAUUGUAUAUUAUUAUCAGAGAGGGUGGCCACGGACCACUUAUGUUAAUAUAUUAUUAAUAUUGGUAAAAUAAAUUGUUACAAUAUGA
Messenger RNA from Pieris brassicae (large cabbage white), 3509 nucleotides. RefSeq names its product protein kinase C and casein kinase substrate in neurons protein 1 (gene Synd). The transcript has 12 exons. Gene Ontology annotation, cellular component: cytoplasm; endosome; plasma membrane. Gene Ontology annotation, biological process: regulation of endocytosis; plasma membrane tubulation; cytoskeleton organization. Gene Ontology annotation, molecular function: phospholipid binding; protein binding. The coding region runs from base 487 to 2001 and encodes 504 amino acids. Lineage: Eukaryota; Metazoa; Arthropoda; Insecta; Lepidoptera; Pieridae. The record is from RefSeq and is a predicted model, not a curated record.